Messenger RNA from Magnusiomyces paraingens, 249 nucleotides. RefSeq lists its product as uncharacterized. The record is from RefSeq and is a predicted model, not a curated record. The coding region runs from base 1 to 249 and encodes 82 amino acids. Lineage: Eukaryota; Fungi; Ascomycota; Dipodascomycetes; Dipodascales; Dipodascaceae. The transcript is spliced from 2 exons.
AUGUACAAAUUGGAACUUAUAGAACAACAAGAACAACAAGAACAACAAGAACAACAAGAACAACAAGAACAACAAGAACAACAAGAACAACAAGAACAACAAGAACAACAAGAACAACAAGAACAACAAGAACAACAAGAACAACAAGAACAACAAGAACAACAAGAACAACAAGAACAACAAGAACAACAAGAACAACAAGAACAACAAGAACAACAAGAACAACAAGAACAACAAGAACAAGAAUAA